AUGUUUAUUUAUUCAAUAUCCUUACCAAAAAUGUCCAAUAAAAUUAAUUGCAAUGAAACCUGGCUCAUAAAUUCCUAUUCAAGUUUAAGUUUAAACAAUGAAUACACAAUAUCCAAUACACAAAUAAAAGUAAAGUUUUACAAUUACUCAUUGAAUAUUUACUCUAACAAAGUGAAUGAUUUAAUUUUUAUAACACCCGAAACAUACGUUAUGUACUCUACUCUUCACUUGGGAAUUUUAUCAUUCGAUUCAUGUUUUAAUGGCAAGUGGGUUCUUAGCUUUUAUGAUACACCAUCUGCUAUGGAUUGCAUUGAAACAAUGAAAAGCAAUGGUAUUGAAGUAACAGAUAUUCAAAAUUUAUUACCUGAAAGAAUGCAUUUGAAAAACACAAUAAUUGAUACAAUAAAAAAUGUGGAAUUCCCAGCAUUUGUGGCUAAAGUAGAAAAUUCAAUGAAAAAU
Sipha flava (yellow sugarcane aphid) is the source of this 459-nucleotide messenger RNA. RefSeq lists its product as uncharacterized. Lineage: Eukaryota; Metazoa; Arthropoda; Insecta; Hemiptera; Aphididae. The transcript has 3 exons. The annotation marks the transcript as partial. The record is from RefSeq and is a predicted model, not a curated record.